Messenger RNA from Verruconis gallopava, 2487 nucleotides. RefSeq lists its product as uncharacterized. The record is from RefSeq and is a predicted model, not a curated record. Lineage: Eukaryota; Fungi; Ascomycota; Dothideomycetes; Venturiales; Sympoventuriaceae. Bases 889 to 1842 code for a protein of 317 amino acids. The transcript has a single exon.
UCCAGCACCAGGUUCACGUCCGCACCCUUCCUCUCGCGUUUGUAAUCCUCCACCUCCUCCUCAGCAUCUUCCUUCCUCCCUCUCCUAUCUCCACUCUGUCUUUGUGCCAAACAUCUCUUUCUCGAGAUCGAUCCCCGUUUCCCUUCGAGGCGCCUCCGUUUCUUUUGGUUCGCCAGGCGCAGAAACGUGAAACAUCCACUCCCCCUGUGUGAUUGGCACGCUGCCUGCACCCUGCAGCCCAUCAACGCCAGUCCACGUUUGCCUCGCUCGUCCAAGCCCCACAGCAGAGCCAAAGGACUUUACCCGUGGCGCAAAGUCUCCAGAGUGGACGCCAAUCCAGGCCUCGCCCGUCCCGUCUCCUAACUUCGACGUCUGUCCCUUCACGGACUCCAACUUCCUUUUCCUCCUCGUUCUGUAGCCCACCUUCCUUUGUAUCGUCGCCGCGGUCAGGUUCACCUGCGCGAUUCACUCCUUGAUCUCGUUGUUGUACGACGAUUUCACUCCUUGGACCCAUCACGCGCCCCUACGCACUCCCUUGCGUACAGCUCAUUCGCCUCUGCCGUCACGGUCUCAGUCGCAUCUCAAGAGCCCCAACUCCCAUUCUGUCUCUAUCGCUGCCGGGUCCAGCACAACCCUUCGCAUCGCCAUUUUAUUCUUCCCAAGCCGACAGUAAACAUUGUUUCAGGGAAUCAUCGUGAUCCCAGCUCCGCUAGUUCGGAGAUACCGCAAACAUACGAGAAACACAUACUUUGUAUCAGUCGCACGAGGACAAUCAUAUCUCUGGCCUCCCGGGCAACGCAUCUCGAUUUGUAAAAGGCCACACCUCUCUGGAUCCUCUCCCUCGCCAGCAUUUCGAGCCAACACGCCCGGUCAGAGACGCCUGCCAUCAUGUCGUCCAUCGCCAGAGCCUUCACCAUGCGCCGUAAGCGGACGGAUUCUGGGGUAGGUGAUAGCAGCGAUUUUCCUUCUCCUCCGUCCCCUACACGCUCCGCCAGCAUGAGAUACAGCAAGAAGUCAGUCGACAUCAAGAAGAUUUCGGGCCCAGUACAGCUCCUUAGCACGACCAAUAUGCUCACUUACAACGCUCCGGAUGUCGCGGUGAUCCAGGCACAACGCAAAGCGUCAGCAAGUGUUUCCUCAGCUUCCUCACGUGCGAGUGUGGAUGGGUCAGAUGCGUCGUCCACGACGAGCAGGUCGAGAGACACGCAUCUGACGGACGCUUCAAGCGUAGGCAGCAUCUCACCCAUUACGUCCCCGAUGGAGAAAAAGCCUGCGUAUUUUGAAGCUACGCCCGCGGUGAAAGGAUCUUCAACCCUUCGUCGCUCAAUCUCAACGCUCGAAGUCAGACAGAAGAGCCUCGCCGAAGAAAAUUUAUUCAUCACGGACGACUCGCUCCACUCGGAAUCACCUGCCAUACCGCAACGACAUCCGAGUCAUUCUAAGAAGGCGCACGCCGAACUUGCCAAGAAGCGCUCGAUACAGGCCAUGUCUGUCUCCUCAACCUCAUCAGUUUCUCGCGCUCACAGCGUUACCGGCGCACGGUCGGCUUCAAGGGAACGGAACAGUCUCGAUUUCUUCAACGGCAGGAUCGCCGCCGAUUCGGAAGCUUUGAAUCCAAAUCCGCAACCGCACCCAUUCGGCAAGGAGCUCGAGCAACUGGAUGAGGUCGCCGAGGAGUUUAACGUCGUAGUCAGCGACGCUGAGCGCGAGCAUGACUUGCUCGCUAUGGAACAGUGCGGACUUAUGCGCUUCUGCGCUGCCGACUACAUAGCCGAGAUUCAACCACUAUUUAGUCGCUACGUGCACACACAGCUCAGCGCACCAACCGUUGCGUGGAUAUAGCUCAAUGCCUUGGCAAGGGUGAAGCUCAGUUUCCAUUUUCUGGUUCUUUCAUUCCGUGUACAUACUUGGGAGCGAUCCCUAAUGGUUUUCUCCACCGCCCUUAGCUCGAGGAGAAAACUUUCUCACGCGGCGGGAGCCAGACGCAAGUAUCAAAACUCACGCACGCACUGCCUCGACGGCCUAUCUCUUGCACAUUAUUUAUUUGUCCAACUUUUUUCAACUAGCGCCACCAGCCUUUGAGGGAAAUACCAAUAAGGUGAUAGCGCGAAUCCCGAAAAAAAGAUCAUAUUGGAACAAGUAAAAAACAUUAGACUUUCACGACUCUCCUUAAGCACACAUGUUUAUUUUGGAACGGAGCGAUUUUGAUAAUCUGUUGCUGGGGUAAGGCGCGACGUAAGAUACGGGCGAUGGAUGGAUGUUUCGUUAUGUGCUAGCACACUUUAGACACGCGGAGGACAUGUCCUCCUUCCACCUUAUCUGUAUUUCUGUUCGAAAACUGGGGAGGUAUUUUCGAGAAGCAUUUCUCUCUCGAAUGAUUUGUGUGAUCUAGCAAAGAGCUUAAAGUAUGUGUGUGUGAAUGCCACAGAAGAAGUUAAAUGUCAUCUCAUGCACAUCACGCAACCUUCCAUCACAUGUGAAUCUUUC